UCUGGCUAUGCGGCCACACUCGUUGGGAAAAAUAUCACAAAAAAAAAAAACAAAAAAAACAAUUGUUUAAUGUUUUUAAGUUGUGUAAAUAAUAGUGAUAAGGAGACAGCUGUCUGUGUUAGUAACCCGAGAGCCACCAGUCGUGUGUGUGUGUCUGAGCAGCAACUAUAAAAGCAAGGAGGACGUGGGCAAAGCGGAACAGAAGGAGGAAAUCCGCCAGCAAAGAAGCAACAGCAGAGAGCGUGUGAGAGAGAGAGAGAGAGAGAGAGGGAGAGCGCGCGAGUGGGAGUAUAGCGGAAGUGAUAAAGCAAAGAGGAGAGGCCACAAGAGCGAGUGAGAGGGGGAGUGCCGAGAGCAAAGAGGAGCGAAAGAGAGGCAGCGACGGCAAAGUGGAGGCGUCGCUGGAGCAGCCACAAGACGCCAGCAGCGAUUGGAGUCAUGCCGCUGGCCGAUUCCCAAAAGGAUCUCCGCCAGCAGCCGCAGCAGCAGGAGACUUUGCAGCAGCAUGAAAACCAGGAGAUGCUGCAACAGCAGCAGCAGCAGCAACAGCAGCGCAGCUCUAUGGGCCUCCAGCUACGCCAGCGCCUGCAGAUCACCUCUUCCGGCUGCAGCAGUCUGGCGGUCACGCCCAUGGAGCAUACACCCACCGAGGACGAUGAAAGCGGGGCAGGCAGCAACAACAACAACAACAAUAACAAUAACAAUGCUGUGACCAUGGUGACAUCAUCGCAGCGCCGACAACAACAGGUGCAGCAAUCAGCCUUGCAGGCAGCCCUCGAGCAGCAUCACAUCUCCCCCAAACAAGAGCAAAGGAGCAGCAAUCGAACACUCUGCUGUCCAGCUCCUCCUCCAGAGCUAAUGGAGUUGAGCGACUCGGAAUCGCAACAGGGAGGAGGAGCAGGUGGAGGAGCUGGAGCUGGAGCCACUGCUGAAGGCCUUGCCCUAGCCCUCGACGAGAACGAGUUCGAGCUGAAGGAGGUCAUCAAAGAGGGCCAUGACAAGGCCGAUCCCUCCCAGUUUGAACUGUUGCGCGUUUUGGGCGAGGGCAGCUUUGGCAAGGUGUUUCUAGUGCGCAAAAUAAUAGGCAAGGAUGCCGGGACUCUCUAUGCCAUGAAGGUACUCAAAAAGGCCACUUUGAAGGUCAAGGAUCGUGUGCGUAGCACUAAUGAGCGAAAGAUCCUGGCAGAUGUGGGUCAUGCCUUUAUUGUACGCCUUCAUUAUGCCUUUCAAACACCCGGAAAACUCUACCUUAUACUGGAUUUCCUGCGUGGCGGUGAUUUAUUUACCCGCUUGUCCAAGGAGGUCAUGUUCACCGAGGAGGAUGUCAAGUUUUAUCUGGCAGAACUGGCUUUGGCCAUGAAUCAUCUGCACACCUUGGGCAUUAUCUACAGGGAUUUGAAACCGGAAAAUAUACUACUAGAUGAGCAUGGACACAUAGCUCUUACAGAUUUUGGCCUCUCCAAGCAGCCUUUGGAUGGUUCCAAGACCUAUAGCUUCUGUGGAACGGUGGAGUACAUGGCUCCGGAAAUAGUUAAUCGCAAGGGACAUGAUUUUGCCGCCGAUUGGUGGUCAUUUGGUGUCUUGAUGUAUGAAAUGUUGACGGGGAAUUUACCAUUUCAUGGACAAACCCGCCAGGAGACAAUGAAUCAGAUUUUGAGGAGCAAACUGGGCAUGCCGGAGAAUCUUUCACCGGAAGCGCAAUCUUUACUAAGAGCUUUGUUCAAAAGGAAUCCUUUGAAUCGCUUGGGUGCCGGUGCCCAGGGUAUAUUGGACAUAAAGGCUCAUUGUUUCUUUGCCACCAUCGAUUGGGUGAGGCUGGAACGGAAGCAAGUGCGUCCACCGUUUAUACCUGCUGUUAGCCGUGACGAUGCCUUUUACUUUGAUGUGGAAUACACAUCGAAAUCACCGCGUGACUCACCUGGAGGACCCAUAUCCGCUUCGGCUCAUGAAAUCUUUCGAGGAUUUAGCUUUGUGGCUCCGGUUUUGCUAGAGGGUCAGUGUCUAGCUUCCUCAAAUCAAUGCUCUAACAAUGCGAGUCCUUUGCAUCAUCAUAAUAUGGCUGGUAAUCCUGGUAAUCCUGUUGCUCCUGCUCCUCCUGCUUCUUCUGCUACGGCUGGAACUGCUCCUCCUCCUCGCAGUUUGCCUGGUGUUUUGCCUGGCAACUUUCACUCGGAGUAUAAUCUUCUCCAGGAACUCGGACGCGGCACCUUCUCUGUGUGCCGCCUAUGCGAGCAUCGCUCUUCCAAGAAACAUUAUGCCGUCAAGGUGAUUGAAAAGGCUGCCGUGGCCGCUGCCUCUGCAGCCUCCACUUCGGCGGAUUGUUGGGAGGAAGUGGAAAUAAUGCUGCGUUAUGGCAAUCAUCCGAAUAUUGUAACCCUGUAUUCGGUUUAUGAGGAUGCAGGCUCUGCCUAUUUGGUAAUGGAGCUAUUGAAAGGCGGUGAGCUCUUGGAUCGCAUCUUGGCCGUGGGUCAGAUGUGUGAGAGCGAGGCAAGCGCUGUCCUAAGAACCAUAGCCUCGGCGGUGGCCUAUCUCCAUGAGCAUGGGGUGGUGCAUCGGGAUCUGAAGCCCUCGAAUAUGAUAUAUGCCAGCAUGCGGCAGACACCGGAAACUUUGAAGCUAUGCGAUUUGGGCUUUGCCAAGCAACUGCGCGCCGACAAUGGCCUACUGAUGACACCCUGCUAUACGGCCAACUUUGUGGCUCCGGAGGUGCUAAAACGUCAGGGUUAUGACCUGGCCUGCGAUAUAUGGUCUCUAGGCGUACUGCUCUACAUCAUGCUCUCUGGACGCACACCCUUUGCCAGCACACCCAAUGACUCGCCCGAUGUGAUACUGAAAAGGAUUGGCUCCGGUCACAUCGAUUUCGCCAGCAGUCGCUGGUCUUUGGUCAGUGCCCCGGCCAAGGAGUUGCUGCGUCAAAUGCUGCACAUUGUACCAGAGAAUCGUCCCACGGCAGCACAGAUUUUGGAGCAUUCUUGGUUAAGAGAACAGUUUGAAAGUGGUGUUCAGUUAACGGAAUAUGCUGGUGCACAGUCGUCACAACUCUCGCUUGGAGCCCAACAGCAGCAACAGCAACACAUUUCGAUGGCUUUAAGGGGCGCCGUAGAUGCCACAUUUCGGGCUAUAGCCAUACCACAGGCGGCGAAUGUGGGUCCGGUGGAGUUGUCCAUGCUGGCCAAGCGUAGGGCCAAGGAUCGGGCCCAAUUACAUUCGUAAUUGUGGGUCAAGAGGCAGCUAAAUCAAUUACUUUUCCACAAAUCCUUUGAAAGUAUUUCGUUUUGUUUUUUUUUGGGACAAUUUAUUUAUUUUAUAUACAAAAAGCAUACCGAGAGAUGCCAAGGCCAAAGCACAGAGCAUCUAUACAUAUAUAUACCUUUAUAUAUAUAUAUAAACUAUAACUAUAAAGAUACAGAUACCAAUAUAUAUAGCUAUUUAUAUAUAUAUAUAGAAAAAAACUUGUUUAAAAAAACUCUCCCAGUAUUUUUGUCGAGCUCGAAAAUUAAGGCCCUCGCACCAAAGACCUUGUAGUAGUAGCAAGAUGCGUAACGCCCAUAUUAUAAGGUCUUUGCUAAAACACUCAAAAAAAACCUAAAUAUAUAUAUAUAUAAAAAAAAAUAAAUAAAUAAAUAUUUUUAAU
This is a messenger RNA of Drosophila kikkawai, 3634 nucleotides long. RefSeq names its product Ribosomal protein S6 kinase II (gene S6kII). The record is from RefSeq and is a predicted model, not a curated record. Gene Ontology annotation, molecular function: protein serine/threonine kinase activity; ATP binding; magnesium ion binding. Lineage: Eukaryota; Metazoa; Arthropoda; Insecta; Diptera; Drosophilidae. Gene Ontology annotation, biological process: intracellular signal transduction; peptidyl-serine phosphorylation.